Molecule: messenger RNA, 3638 nt
Organism: Mugil cephalus (flathead mullet)
Lineage: Eukaryota; Metazoa; Chordata; Actinopteri; Mugiliformes; Mugilidae
Product: transcriptional repressor CTCF-like
Exons: 13
Coding region: 191-2452 (753 amino acids)
Biological process (GO): regulation of transcription by RNA polymerase II
Cellular component (GO): nucleus
Molecular function (GO): DNA-binding transcription factor activity, RNA polymerase II-specific; RNA polymerase II transcription regulatory region sequence-specific DNA binding
Source: RefSeq, a predicted model, not a curated record
CGCGUCAGUGCUCAUGGGCCGCCAUUUUGUGUUGGGCCCACUCUUCUAAAGCGGGAGAAAUUUAUUAGCUCGGCGCAGAGCUCACACGGCCGUCUGGAGCGGGACUGAACGGUGCAACCACAGACGCUGAACUUCAAAGUGAAUAUAACGGGAAAAGAAGCUACAAGGACGCAUUGCGUGGCCCAUUGCCAUGGAGGGCGAGGUUGUUUCCAUGGAGGCGGCUCAGGCUGCUGCCCUGGCUUCUGAAGGAAAGGUCCUGCCAGAGGGAGGCGAGGCCAUGAUUCAAGGGGCACAGGGUGAGGUGGCCGGCAACAUGGAAAUGAUGGUGAUGGAUGCUCUCGAUCCAACCCUGCUGCAAAUGAAGACAGAGGUGUUGGAUGGAGGUGGCACAGUGACCGUCACCGGUGGAGACGAGGGUCAGAUCAUCACUCUCCAGGUGGUGAACAUGGAGGAGCAGGCAGGUGCUGCAUUAGGUCUUGGCCAGCUCCAGUUAGUGCAAGUACCGGUUACAACAGCAACUGUGGAGGGGCUCCAGGCCACUUAUGUUGAGGCAUCAACGGCUAACAAGGACGCAGAGCCAGUUAUCUGUCACACCCUUCCCUUGCCUGAGGGCUUCCAGGUGGUUAAAGUGGGCGCCAAUGGUGAAGUGGAGACUGUAGAACAGGAGGAGCUACAGGCUGCCCAUGAGGAGCUCCAAGGGACAAGGGGGGAGGACGAGGAGGAUGAAGAGGCAGCAGAAGUGGAAACAGCUGUACCUCAGCAGGAGGAUCCAGAGUGGACCAAGGACCCAGACUACCAGCCCAUCACCUCCAUCCGUAAAGGGAAGAAAGGAAAGAAGAGUCGCCUGCGCUAUGCGGAUGGAAACCGUGACAUGGAUGUUUCUGUGUACGACUUUGAGGAAGAGCAGCAGGAGGGACUGCUGUCGGAGGUGAAUGCAGAGAAAGUUGUGGGUAACAUGAAGCCCCCAAAGCCCACCAAGAUCAAGAAAAAAGGUGUAAAGAAGACUUUCCAGUGUGAGCUGUGUAGCUACACCUGUCCUAGGCGCUCUAACCUGGACCGACACAUGAAGAGCCACACCGAUGAGAGACCACAUAAAUGUCACUUGUGUGGAAGAGCUUUCAGGACCGUCACAUUGCUGAGAAACCACCUCAAUACACACACAGGCACCCGGCCGCAUAAAUGUACUGAUUGUGACAUGGCAUUUGUGACCAGUGGCGAGUUGGUGCGUCAUCGUCGCUACAAACACACACACGAGAAGCCUUUCAAGUGCUCCAUGUGUGACUAUUCCAGUGUGGAGGUGAGCAAAUUGAAAAGGCACAUCCGCUCUCAUACAGGGGAGCGGCCCUUCCAGUGCAGUCUUUGCAGCUAUGCAAGCAGAGACACAUACAAACUGAAGAGACACAUGAGAACUCACUCUGGUGAGAAGCCAUAUGAGUGCUACAUCUGCCACGCUCGUUUCACACAGAGCGGCACCAUGAAGAUGCACAUUCUCCAGAAACAUACAGAGAAUGUGGCUAAGUACCAUUGCCCACACUGUGACACCGUCAUUGCACGCAAGAGUGACCUUGGUGUUCACUUGCGAAAGCAGCACUCGUUUAUCGAGACGGGGAAGAAAUGUCGUUACUGCGAUGCUGUGUUUCAUGAGCGUUACGCUCUCAUCCAACACCAGAAGACCCACAAAAAUGAGAAACGUUUCAAGUGCGACCAGUGUGACUACUGCUGCAGACAGGAGCGCCACAUGAUCAUGCACAAGCGUACACACACAGGAGAGAAGCCAUUUUCCUGCAGCCAAUGUGACAAAACGUUCAGGCAGAAACAACUUUUGGACAUGCACUUCAAACGCUACCAUGAUCCAAACUUCGUCCCCACUGCCUUUGUCUGCGACAAAUGUAGCAAGACAUUCACUCGCAGGAAUACCAUGCUGCGCCAUUCUGACAACUGCACGGGUGAAGUUGUUGUAGAGGAAAAUGGAACUCCCACACCCAGGAAGAGCCGUCGUGGCAGGAAGAGGAAGAUGCAGUCCAGGAGGGACGAUGACGAUGAUGAUGACACGGAGGCCGACCUGGAUGAGGCAGAGGAGGAGGAUGAACUGCUAACUGAGAUUGAGGUGGAGCAGGCUGCACCGGUGGUCCCUAUCCCAGCCCCAGUGGAGCCACCAGUCAAGAGGAAACGCGGUCGGCCCCCAAAGAACAAAGUUGACACGGCUGCUAUCAUCCGUGUGGAGGACGAGGCCACUGGAGAGGUGGAUGACAUCAUUGUUAAGAAGGUGGUCGGAGCUGAACAAGACGAUGACGGUAACGAGGACAUCGCAGAGCAGGUGGUGGUUGGAGGAGGGAAGUCGUCCGGUCAGAUGGGGGAGCUGUCCCAGGAAGGUGCAGCAGCCGCACCACCUGAGGCCUCUGCUAAUGGAGACCUGACCCCUGAGAUGAUCCUCAGCAUGAUGGACCGGUGAUGGAUGUGAGGGUUGAACCUGCGAACAUCCAGAACCUUGAUUAAAUCUUUAUUUUAAUUCUUUGCAUUUAGGAUAAACACUUGCAUCCUGCACAGGAACAAACAUCACUGUUGUAAUUUAAGAUUUGCUUUUAAAUCAUGUAUUGAUAAAAGACUUGGAUGAGUGGGAAAAAUUUUAAUAAGGAUUUACCUACCAAAUACAGAUUUCCAUACAUUUGAGUUUGGGGUGGCUGUAAUUAACAGCAGUAAUGUUUUUUUCAUGUGUUGCCUUCGGUGUUGGUAGCUUGGUAAUUUGGCGGAAAACAAUUGUGCUUGUUCAUCUACAUUAUAAAAUCUGUUCGGCCUACAUUUCUGCAAAAAAAAAUAUAUUUUUUUUUCUAUUCUGUUUUAUUUGUUAUAUAGCAAUGGGUUAAAGUUGUAGGUCCGAUGAUUGUAGGCCACAAGUAGUGUGUGUGUACUUUAUUACAGGACUUUUAGUACAAUAAAUUCCACUUGUGUUUUUCCACUGAAGAGCUCUGAGUACCUUUCAGUUUGAAAUUGGCAUUUUGGGAUUUUACUCGAGUGCAGCAAUAGCGCAAAAAAAAGGCAACUUUUGGAAGAUGAUACUGCCAGUAAUCGCAGCCACUUUGAGUUGAAAAAUAUUUUGAAUAUUAUUUUUGUUUUCUUCCAUGGUUAGUAAAUCCCUUUUUAAGCAUAUUCUAGUUUUUAAAAGCUCGAUAGACUGCUUAUGCUCCUGUAACACCUGUAGAUGAAUGUGUAUGUACUAAACAUUGUCACUGAUCAGUGCAAAGAACGACCGUUGUUUUGCUUUCUUGUGUAGCCAUUCCAUUUUUGGGUUGAUGUUUUCCUUUUGUACCAUUUUUGGCAAUGCUACGUAGCAGCUUGGAUGACCUUUUAAUAACUGUGUGGCAGAUGGGAACAGAUGUAUGACUGUACAACCAAUUUGGGGGAGAAAAAAAAAAACAAGUGCAUAUGAGGUUGACUAGGUUUCUGAAACUGUAAUAAUGAUGAACUUCUAAAAUAAAUCUGGUUCAGCUGAGCAAUUAACAUGUUGUGGUACAGUUACAAAAAAAAAAAAAGUUUGCUUGAAUCAUUGUUAAAAAAUUGGCUGAGAAACAUCCGAGUGAUAAUACAGACAUGUCGGUGUAUUUUGCUUGCAAAUAUAUUUUAUUAAAUGGAGAACUUUA